Molecule: messenger RNA, 699 nt
Organism: Saccharomyces paradoxus
Lineage: Eukaryota; Fungi; Ascomycota; Saccharomycetes; Saccharomycetales; Saccharomycetaceae
Gene: DAS2
Product: putative uridine kinase DAS2
Exons: 1
Coding region: 1-699 (232 amino acids)
Cellular component (GO): cytoplasm
Molecular function (GO): ATP binding; kinase activity
Source: RefSeq, a predicted model, not a curated record
AUGGACAAGAAAGCUGUCGAAGAAAAAAGGAUUGUAAUUUCUAUUGGUGGAGGACAUGCUACUGGCGUGGGGGCAAUUGCAUUGGACUUACAAAACACCUUCAAAAGUCUGUAUAACUCUAUUAAUAUAAGGGUAAUAAAUUUAGACAAUAUGAUAGAAGGUAACAUCAAGAGCUACAAUAAUAACGACUAUGAUUUUGAUAACAUUCUCAAUCUGGUCUAUGAAAAGCAUGCUGUAACUUCUCAAAAUGAUAUGAUUCAACAUGACUACGAAGACCCAAUAGAUUUGAUAAUAGUAUGUGGCUGUUAUGCGCUAUAUGAUAAACGCAUCAACGAAAUAUCCCAAUUAAAAGUAUUCUUGGAUAGCGAUGCAGAUAAAAGGUUAAUUAGCCUAAUCAAGAAGAAGAACGUGGAGAGCAAUGAACAACUAGCCCAGCUGAUCACUGAAUAUAUGGACCAUUUACGUCCGGAGAUGCAACAAUAUAUAGAGCCCACUAGGACUUUUGCAGACUUGAUCAUUCCUUCCACAAAUGAAAAUCUGGGGCGUGCAGUUCUUGUGGAUGGUAUAGUGAAAGCAAUCGAAGAUACUAAAAGCCAAAUAGAAGGCAACAAUACGAACAACAAAGUACGCCCACGUUUAUGGGACUUCGAAGCUGAGACAAUGGACUUGGAGAAAGAUAGAUACUACGAUCUCUCAUGA